UGAAAUAAAAGCCUAGCAUCAACCUUGCAGCCCCCAGCCCUUGGAAUCGGCUCAGGAUAAGCAAACAAGGUGGGAAGCCUGCCCUCGUGGCCUUUGCCCAUUCGCCCCCUUGCACUUUGACAGAGUUUGGCGUUCCGUAACGCAUUCACACGCGCCACCGUUCCAGUUGUUAUGAUGUUGGACUAAGAUCGUCUUCUUGGCUGCGCGGACUGCGGGGGAAAGAAGACCAUCGGGAGUGGCGCCUCUCCCUUUCUCUCAAUGAAAUCGGAUCGGAAUAAAAAGUGACUUCCCUCCACCCAGGAUUGAGGGGAAGGCAAGAGGUGCGCGAGUUUUCCGCGCCCCGAAGCAGCGCGCCGAGGCAAAGCGCGAGAAGCGGAGAGGGGAGCCCGGGAGGCGCUAUGGCGAGACUCCGGGGUGUCGAUUUGGCGGCGGCCGGCGUGCUUUUACUUUUGCAGUGUUUCGCGGACCGGUGGCAGCUCGUGGAAGCCUUGAAGCCGAAACAAAUUCACGGUUCAUUUUAUGAAAUGGUUCAGAGCUUCCCACAAGUGGCGGAGAAUGUACGUGUGAAUUCCUACAGAUACAGCCACAGAUGGAAACGGCGUUCGGAUUCUCUCAAACCAGUGGACACUAACAGGGCCAAUAUGGGGCAGGACUCCUCAGAACCUGGAAGUUUUGCAGAUCUGCUGCUCGAUGACACACAUGACAACACUACACGGAUUGAGAAGGAUAUGGAUCACAAUUACUACACUUCUAGGACGUAUGGCCCAUUUGAUGCUACCAGCCGAGAUCUGUGGGUGAACAUAGACCAAAUGGAAAAAGAAAAAGUGAAGAUCCACGGGAUUCUUUCUAACUCACAUCGACAAGCAGCAAGAGUGAAUUUAUCCUUCGAUUUUCCAUUUUAUGGUCAUUUCCUACGUGAAAUUACAGUGGCAACUGGGGGCUUUAUAUAUACUGGAGAAGUGGUGCACCGAAUGUUAACAGCUACGCAAUACAUUGCUCCCUUGAUGGCCAACUUUGACCCUGGUGUUUCAAGAAAUUCAACUGUCAGAUACUUUGAUAAUGGUACUGCACUGGUAGUCCAGUGGGAUCAUGUACAUCUACAGGAUAAUUACAACCUGGGCAGUUUCACAUUUCAAGCAACACUUCUCAAUGAUGGGCGUAUAAUUUUUGGUUAUAAGGAGAUUCCUGUCUCAGUGACACAGAUAAGCUCAACCAAUCACCCUGUGAAAGUGGGGCUGUCAGAUGCAUUUGUGGUAGUCCAUAGGAUCCAGCAAAUUCCCAAUGUCCGUAGAAGGACAAUAUAUGAGUAUCACCGAGUGGAACUUCAGAUGUCAAAGGUUACCAAUCUGUCAGCUGUUGAGAUGAUUCCUCUGCCCACCUGCCUCCAGUUUGACAGCUGUGGCCCCUGUGUUAUGUCCCAGAUUGGCUUCAACUGCAGCUGGUGUAAUAAACUCCAACGAUGUUCCAGUGGAUUUGAUCGUCACCGGCAAGACUGGGUUGACAGUGGCUGUCCUGAGGAGUCUAAAGAUAAGAUUUGUGAGAAGAAUGUAAACACAACUGAAAUGCCUCCUCAGACCACUGUUGCUGUACAGAAAACUACAAUGAGAUUCAGAGUUUUAACUACUACCAAAGGAACCACGACGUCACAUCUGCCAACUAGCCUGCCCACAGAAGAUGACACAAAGAUAGCUCUUCAUCUAAAAGAUAAUGGAGCCUCAACAGACGACAGUGCAGCAGAGAAGAAAGGCGGAUCUCUUCACGCUGGCUUAAUUGUUGGGAUCUUCAUUCUGGUGCUGAUUGUGGCAGCCGCUAUACUUGUCACAGUUUACAUGUACCACCAUCCAACGUCAGCAGCCAGCCUCUUCUUUAUUGAGAACAUUAUAAAGGAAGACCAUUGUUCAAGAAACCGUCGUCCAAGUAGGUGGCCUGCAAUGAAAUUUCGAAGAGGCUCUGGCCACCCUGCCUAUGCGGAAGUGGAACCAGUUGGCGAGAAAGAAGGCUUUAUUGUAUCAGAGCAAUGCUAGGAUUUUUGUGGCAGAUCACCAGUACUGGCCUACAGGUGUAAGACAUUCUAUCUGCUUAUCACUUAUAGGAAAGGAAACCUAAACUGCUGUAACCUGAAAGAGACAGAAUAGAUUUCUGGGAGUAUUUUCUCCAAGGAAAAAUGAAGUUCGUGGGAUCCCUGAGCAUCCUUUCCAGAGAUUUUUCCAGAGCAAGAUGGUGUACAAUUACUUCAUCCACACAUCUCAGAAACACAGUCUAAGAAUGUGGACACGAUUGCCAUGCUCUUAGUUUAAGUGUAAGACCAAUCAAGGAAAUGUAUACAAAGCUUUCACUCAGAAAAGUGCUUCCCUGUUUGAUCCAGCCCUCCAGUGUUUUUUAAUGGUCACAGAUGGUUACUCUUUUCACACUCGGAGUGAUCCUCAUUGACAAGGCUACUGACAAGAAUUAUCUGAUGCAGAUAACAUAGCUAAACAAUUUUCUACACUUCCAUGAGUAAUACAGACUUCGGUUUUCUUUUCUUUCCAUUCCAUGAACAUGAUAUAUAUCUGGAAAUAGCGGAGUGUUUCUUGUAUUUGUAGAAUUAUAUACUGUGAUUUUUUUCCACAACUAUAUUUGACAAAGCACUAGAGAGUUUUCUUUUUUUAAAAAAAAAGCAAGAAGGUUUUCACUAUGGUGAAAUUGGGCUGUCCAACUGGAAUAUAUAGUGAAAUUGGGCUAAUAUUAAGUUUCAAUGUUCACAAAAAUGGAAUUCCAGCUAUAGUCCUAUGUAUAAUCAUUUAGGAGUAAUUCCCAUUAAAUUCAGUGUGACUUGCUCCAGAAUUACCAUGCAUAGGAUUUGGCUGCUAGUUUCAGUAAUAUUUUUUAUGCUUCUAAAUGAUGAGUUGAACCAGACGUGGAGGACAUUUCUAGCUGAUGGUAGGCAGGGGGCGGGGGGAACCAGCCACAGAACCCAUGCAGCUGGGUGACGGAAUGUUACCAUUUAUAUCUCUCAUCAUUGUUUUAUCACAAGUUCCCGAAGAGCAACGUUUUUGGUUCUGAUCCACCCUUCUCAUAUUAAAGGUGUUGCAAAUCCAUGCAGAUUCAUAUAGUAAUAUUGUUUAAUGCACAUAGUAGCUGCAUAAAUAUAUAAAUAAAUAUAUAUAAAUAUAAAUAUAUUUUUUUUAUAGCUAACACAAGGCAGGCUCUUGUGACUGUUAAAGAGUGCAUUUUCACCAUCCAGACGAUGGAAAUAGAUUGCAUUGUUGCAUAUUUCCACUGAGCUGUAAAAUAAUCCUUAAUAUUAAAAUAAAUUUUUAUGUUGUGUAGGGAAAGUGGUUCGUUUAACUGCAGUGCUAUCACUUUUCCUGUCUCUUAGAGCUGCAGAUUCUUUUAACAGCAAAACCCUUGACAAGGAAAAGAUAUUUUUUAAAAAAAAGAGUCCCAGUGAAAUAUUGCCUUUGGACAUCAAGGGAUCACACUAUACAUUGAGCUACUCAAGCCUUCAUUCAGAUUUUGUGUGUGACCUUUCAUUGUUUUUACAUAUCAUAUGAGCACAGGCAUUUGAAUCAUGGUAAGGUAGAAUUUCCAACAUUCAGUUUCAGGUUUGAAGUUGUUUAGUUACAUUUUCAUGUGCCACCUUUAUAGCACUCUGCAUUUUCUCAUCAAUACUUGUAUGAUUCCAUUUUUUUUAAAAAAACAACAUGAUUUUUACCUGUUAUUUCCUUCAGUAAAUAAUACAAUACUGUA
This is a messenger RNA of Eublepharis macularius, 3729 nucleotides long. RefSeq names its product plexin domain containing 2 (gene PLXDC2). The record is from RefSeq and is a predicted model, not a curated record. The transcript has 15 exons. Bases 399 to 2024 code for a protein of 541 amino acids. Lineage: Eukaryota; Metazoa; Chordata; Lepidosauria; Squamata; Eublepharidae.